AUGGUGUUUUCCUGGGGAGGCGUCUUGGGAGCUCAGCAGUUACUAUUCCUAUUUCUUCUCUACACGUCCUGGGAGAUGGGGAGCGGUCAGGUCCAUUACUCGCUGCCUGAAGAAGCAAAACACGGUACGUUUGUGGGACGAAUCACGCAGGACCUGGGUCUGGAGGUCGGGGAGCUGGUGUCGAGGCUGUUCCGGGUGGUGUCCAAGGGCAGCAGGGACUACCUGGAGGUAAAUGUGCAGAAUGGCAUUUUGUUUGUGAAUUCUCGGAUCGACCGGGAGGAGCUGUGCGGACGAAACCUGAUUUGUAGCAUCCACCUUGAGGUGAUCGUGGAGAAGCCGCUGCAGGUUUUCCAUGUGGAGGUGGAGAUCAAGGACAUUAAUGACAACCCACCCUUGUUCCCAGUGAAGGAACAAAAGCUGUUUAUUCCCGAAUUCAGGUUGCCGGACUCAAGAUUUCCUGUAGAGGGAGCUUCUGACCCAGAUAUUGGAUCUAAUGCCUUACUUACUUAUAGGCUCAGCACCAACGAUUACUUUAUUCUAGAAGUAAAAUCAAAGAAUGACCAAAGUAAAUUGGUUGAACUAGUGCUUAAAAAACCGCUGGACAGAGAGGAAAUUCCUGAACACCACUUGACGGUGAUGGCCACCGAUGGGGGCAAACCUGAACUCACAGGCACAGUGCAACUACUCAUCACAGUCCUGGAUGUGAACGAUAACGCCCCCACUUUUGAACGAUCUGAAUACGAAGUGAAGAUAGUAGAAAAUGCAGCCCACGAAACUUUAGUGAUCAGACUGAAUGCCUCCGAUGCAGACGAGGGCAUCAAUCGGGAGAUUUUAUACUCUUUUAAUAGUCUAUCACCACCUGUGAUUAAAGAUAACUUUCAUAUAAAUCCAGAUACAGGAGAAAUUUCAGUCCAAGGUCAUCUAGAUUUUGAAGAUGUUAAUUCCUAUGAAAUUCGAGUUGAUGCGACAGACAAAGGGACUCCCCCAAUGAUUGGUCAUUGCACAGUCUUGGUGGAAGUCCUGGACGCCAAUGAUAACAUCCCCAAUAUCGCAGUGACGUCGUUGUCGCUUCCAGUCAGAGAGGAUGCGCCUCCAGGGACAGUCAUUGCCUCAAUCCGGGUGUCUGACCGAGACUCUGGCGCCAACGGGCAGGUGACUUGCUCACUGUCACCCCCUGGGCCCUUCACACUGGUGUCCACCUUCCGAAAUUACUACUCACUGGUACUGAAAGGUUCUGUGGACCGCGAGAGAGUGCCGGCUUAUGAGCUUGUGGUGACUGCGAGGGACGGCGGGAAGCCAGCUCUUUGGGCCACUGCCAGCGUGUCUGUGGCCAUCGGAGACGUGAACGAUAACGCGCCAGCCUUCGAGCAGCCUGUGUACACUGUGUUUGUGAAGGAGAACAACCCACCGGGCAGUCACAUCUUCACAGUGUCGGCGUCUGACCCGGACGCGCAAGAGAACGCGCUGGUGUCUUACUCACUGGUGGAGAGGCGGGUUGGGGAGCGUCCGCUGUCCAGCUACGUGUCUGUGCACUCGGAGAGCGGCAAAGUGUACGCCUUGCAGCCCCUGGACCACGAGGAGCUGGAGCUGCUGCAGUUCCAGGUGAGCGCCCGCGACGCAGGCUUCCCUCCCCUGGGCAGCAACGUGAGCCUGCAAGUGUUUGUUCUCGAUGAAAACGACAACUCUCCGGUGGUUCUGCCCCCUCACUCAGGGUCGGGAGCGGGUGGGGUCCCAGGAACCCAGCUGGUAUCCCAGUCGGUGACAGCAGGCCACGUGGUGGCCAAGAUCCGAGCAGUUGACGCGGAUUCUGGUUACAAUGCCUGGCUGUCUUAUGAGUUGCAGCCGGAGUCGGGCGUUGGUCGCAGCCCCUUUCGCGUGGGGCUGUACACUGGUGAGGUCAGCCUAACACGAGCUCUGGAGGAAUCUGACGGGCCGAGGCAGACGCUGCUGGUGCUGGUGAAAGAUCACGGAGAGCCAGCCCUGUCUACCACAGCCACUGUGUAUGUCUCAAUGGCGGAGAAUGGACAGACUUCAAAGCCUUUUUCAGGGGCUUCCGGGAUCGCGGCAAAGGCUGGCGUGGGAAAAGAGACAGCGCUGGUGGAUGUGAAUGUUUAUUUGAUCAUCGCCAUCUGCUCAGUGUCCAGCCUGUUGGUGCUGAGUCUACUGUUGUAUGUGGCACUUCGGUGCUCCGCUCCUCCACAGGCCUCGUAUGGGUCUGGCAAGCCGACAUUGGUGUGCUCAAGUGAAAUGGGCAGUUGGUCUUAUUCUCAGCAGCGGCGGCAGGUGUGCUCUGGAGAAGGGGCGGCCAAGAAAGACCUCAUGGCCUUCAGCCCUAACCUCCCUCCGUGUCCUGUUUCUGGGGAAAGAGGCCAGAAGCAGGAGGCAGACUUGGAUAGCCCAGGGAAGGUGGGUGACUAUUGA
This is a messenger RNA of Trichosurus vulpecula (common brushtail), 2421 nucleotides long. Its product is annotated as protocadherin alpha-8-like. The record is from RefSeq and is a predicted model, not a curated record. The coding region runs from base 1 to 2421 and encodes 806 amino acids. Gene Ontology annotation, biological process: homophilic cell-cell adhesion. NCBI's taxonomy places the organism in Eukaryota, Metazoa, Chordata, Mammalia, Diprotodontia, Phalangeridae. The transcript has a single exon. Gene Ontology annotation, cellular component: plasma membrane. Gene Ontology annotation, molecular function: calcium ion binding.